GUCUCCCAAACCAUGACUAACAGCCAACCGUCCCUCGACCUUGGCAAAACAGCAGAAAAACACUCGGUCAGUCAGCUCUACGAAUAUGCGCUGGCAGCAGGGAAAUCCUGUGAAAUAGUUGUUGGAGACGAACGUGGUCCAAUGGGCUUCAAGGCUUGUGUGAUGUUGAACAACGAAUAUUUUGUUGAGGCAGUCGCACAAAACAAGAAAGAGGCGAAGCGAUUGGCUGGUGUGGCUGCCCUCGAUAAACUGAACAUAAGAUAUGCCCAGGAAGUGAUACCAGAAGGUAAAAGUUUGGGCCAACAGUUCACCGACCUCGUAUACAACCAUCUGUACAUGUAUCUCGAGCAGUUUUCAGUCUUACGUUACCGAAGGAAGUCUGUAGCAGCUGUCAUCCUUGUAUCUGACAAUAAACCAGAAGUAGUUUCCAUGGCAAUUGGUCACCAGUGCCUGACCCCCAGCCACCUGAGUACCGAUGGUCGAUGUCUAAUUGACAGCGAUGCAGCAGUGCUGGCGUGCAGAGCCUUUCGCAGGUAAAGGGUUUGUCCCUUCCUUUCUGUCUCU
This is a messenger RNA of Octopus bimaculoides (California two-spot octopus), 564 nucleotides long. Its product is annotated as adenosine deaminase domain-containing protein 1. The record is from RefSeq and is a predicted model, not a curated record. Gene Ontology annotation, molecular function: double-stranded RNA binding; tRNA-specific adenosine deaminase activity; double-stranded RNA adenosine deaminase activity. Gene Ontology annotation, cellular component: nucleolus; cytoplasm. Lineage: Eukaryota; Metazoa; Mollusca; Cephalopoda; Octopoda; Octopodidae. Gene Ontology annotation, biological process: RNA processing; adenosine to inosine editing.